AACAUAUGAUCAACCUAGGAAAUUUCGAAUUGCACUGCUAGGGUUCACUAAUACUUCACUUCUCCUGCUCACUCCCUCAGUCCAAACUAGAACAAAGUAUAAAAACCCAUUCUCCAAAUCGUACUGAAAAAUUCCAAAACUAUGAGGAGGGUUUUGUAUACAAGAAUCACAAAAUGUUGCAAUAAACAAACUAUAUUUCACAGACAUUAUUGCAAUUCUCAUCUUCCACAAAACAACCAAAUCUUGGUCCAAGAAAUCACCCAAAUUCUCAAAAACAAGAAGUGGAAAAAACUCAUUGAAUCCACAAACCUAAAAAUGAAGCUAAACCCAGAUGUAAUUCGCUCUGUUCUUCAGCAAAAUGAAUCGAGUAAUCUUGAACACCUUAUCAGUUUCUUCCAAUGGUCAAAACACAUAGUUGGUAUUCACCAAGAUUUGGAAAUUCACUCAUUUUUAGCUCUUCUUUUAUGUAGCAACAGUUUAUAUGGUCCUACUAAUACUGUUCUUGAAAAUGUGAUUAAAUUUGGUUUGCCCCCUUUAGAUGUUUUGAAAUCUAUUGAUGGUUGUUGUAAAGAAUCAAGAUUCAAAUUUGAUCAUGUGAUAUUUGGGUUGUUGAUGGAUAAGUAUAGAGAGAAAGGGUACUUGUUUGAAGCUGCUAGUGUUGUUUUUGCUCAUAAUUAUAAAGAUCUUGAUUGUAUGCCUAGCUUGUUUUAUUGUCAUCGUUUAUUGACGGAUUUGUUGAAAGCUAGUAACUUUAAAUUGUUUUGGCGAGUCUGUAAUGCUAUGCGUGAAGCAAAUGUUAGGUUUGAUGCCUUUACGUAUACGAGUAUGGUGGAUGCUCAUUGUAAGGAGGGGAAUGUUAGUGAUGCCAAGAAAGUGUUUGUUGAGAUGGAAGAGAAGGGUCUUCGUCCAAAUAUGUUAACCUACAAUUUUUUGAUGAAGGGGUUGUUUAGAACUGGUCAUGUGAAUGAGGCAAUUGAGCUUAAAAGGAGCAUGUUGGCAAAGUCGUUAGUCCCUAAUCUAUAUGUUUAUACCACAAUUAUUAAUGGUCUUUGUGCUGCGAAUAGAUUUAGAGAGGCGGUAAUGGUAUUAGCUGAGAUGACUGAGAUGGGAGUGAAGCCCGAUAGAGUUGUUUAUGGAGUUUUACUUGAUUGUUACUUGAAACAUGAUGAUGUGGAUGAGGCUUUUCAGUUGAAGGAUGCUAAAGGCGUUGAAUUAGCCCUCUGCAAUACACUUGUUCUUGGGCUCUGCAAGUGUGGUAAGAUGGAGAAGGCACAUGAAAUUGUGGAUGAGACGACUAGAGAAGGUAUCGAGCCUGAUUUGACAACUUAUACCUUGUUGAUUGAGGGACAUUGUCAAGGUGGCAAUGUCGAUACUGCUUUGAAGCUUCUUGAAGAAAUGAAGAAGAAAAAUCUGGCCCCUGUUGAGUCAAUCUAUUUUAUGAUAACUGAUUGUCUCUGCCGCAAUAAGGAUUUGGAUUCAGCUAUGUCUUCUCUUCAAGACUUAAUAACAAAGGAUGGGAAGCGAAAUGCUCCUACCUGGAGAACUUUGUUGAUGAAUUAUUCUCGUAAAGGCCACUUACAACAGUCGAGGAAGAUUUUAGAGGCAAUGCAUGAGCAGGGGAUUGAGCCAGCGACUCCCCAUUACAAUAUUCUUAUAAAGGGCCUCUGCGAGGCGCGGAAGAUGGAAGAUGCUCAAAGUUGCUUGGUUGAAAUGCUGGAUAGAGGCCUAAAACCUGACCAGGAUACUUAUGAAGCCUUCAUUAUUAGAUAUUGUGGAAAAGGGGAGUUGCAAAACGCAGAUAGGUACUUAUUUCAGAUGCUGCAUCAUGGGUUUAAGCCAAACAAAGCAAUUUUUAGUGCUUUGAUCAGUGCGAACUGCAAAAGUGGUAAGGUAAGUGAAGCCUUUGGGGUAUUUAGAAGGAUGCUUGCUUUGGAGGUUCUGGAAGUGCGUGGUGCCUAUCUUGCCCUCCUUCGUGCUCUCUUGGUGAACAAAAAAAUGCUAGAAGCAGCUGAAGUCAUUUCAGAACUUCAUGGCAAGAAUCUGGUUGCUGAUGUUUCCUCAUAUGAUGUUCUCGUCUGUUAUUUUGUUAAACACUCUGAGAUUGAAAAGGCCUUUACCCUUUAUGAGGAAUCACAAAACAGAGGUAUCCGUCCCAAAUUACACGCUCGCAAUCACUUGAUUGCUGGGCUGUUUAGAGCAGGUCAAAUCGAGAGAGCUAAAAUGAUAUUUGAUAUCAUCUUAAAAGAAGGUCCAAGACCAAAUAAAGUGACAUAUACUGCAAUGAUAUCUGGUUUUGCUGAAGUAGGACAGUUGUCUGAGGGAUUUGGCUUGUUUGACUCUAUGAAACUUAGGGGGCUGUCUCCAAGUAAGAUCAUUUAUAAUGCUCUUUUUGAUGGAUGCUGUAAGACUGGGAACUUGCAGAAAGCUCAGGACUUGCUUCAGGAAAUGGUGCAAAUGGGAAUAGCUUCUACUAAAGCUUUUAAUACAUUGAUUGAUGGAUUCCUGAAAAAUGGAAAUGUGCUGGAAACUAAGGAGUUGCUAAAAAAGAUGAUAGAGGGAUGUGUUGAACUUGAUCAGGACACAUAUACGAUGCUCAUUGAAGCUUUAUGCUUGGAUAGGGAGUAUGGUAAAGCAUUGGAACUUCUUCUUGAGAUGGGGGAGAAAGGGUUUGUGCUCAAUCAUUCAACUUGUAGUGCUAUAGGACGUAGUUUUUCACUGAAAGGUGAUACUGAUACAGACGAAGUAUGCCUGGUAAUCAAGGCUAUGACAAGAUUUGCUUGGAUAUCAGACUCCACUACUUUUUGUGAUUUACUUAAGGAUAGUAAAAUAGGUUCUGCAAUAACCAAUAAUGAUCAAAAUCAUUUGUCGGAGGAUGCAGAAAAUGUUUUGAAGCAAGUGGGUUGAAUGUUGAGCUUCACGAGGGCUUGUCACCAGUGAUGAACACAACUACUUAUAGGAAAGUUGAAGACAGCAAGAGCUUUCAGCAGGGGCAUAGCUACACAAGAAUCAUUUUAAUUCAGAGGCUUCUAGGCUAUUGGAUGGCAGCUUCGAGUACAUUAACAUGUUGAUCACUUCAUGAGGUCUACUACUGAACCUGUUAGCUCAGACAAGAAGGAUAUUUUUAGCCCACUCGGAGUCAAAGAGAGAGUUCGCUAAGCCAAGAGUAGUUUCAUAACAAAAAAGGAAAGUGAGAAUAGAUCUAACCUAGAAAUAUGUUUUCUUAUCUAACCUAGUAUUAUGUUUUCUUACUCUUCCUGAAGUUCAUAAAAGAAAGAAAGAAGGCUCCUUAUCCAUUAGCAAGUUCUUGUUGCAAUGUAUGUGCAUUAGUGCAAAGUGGUUCAACUUGAU
Molecule: messenger RNA, 3348 nt
Organism: Lycium barbarum (goji berry)
Lineage: Eukaryota; Viridiplantae; Streptophyta; Magnoliopsida; Solanales; Solanaceae
Product: pentatricopeptide repeat-containing protein At5g61990, mitochondrial-like
Exons: 2
Coding region: 142-2904 (920 amino acids)
Molecular function (GO): protein binding
Source: RefSeq, a predicted model, not a curated record